CCCCGGUGCCCGGGGCGGCCCGGCCCGCAGGGCCAUGAAGCUUCAGGCCGUCAUGGAGACACUCCUGCAGAGGCAGCAGCAGCAGCGUGCGCGCCAGGAACUGGAGGCCCGGCAGCAGGAGCCCCCCCCUGAGCCCCCGGCCAUCUCCGGCCCCCCGGUCCCCCGGGCCCGCGGCCCCCCGGAUGAGGAGCGAGAGCCGGAGCAGGCCCGGAUGCAGCGGGCACAGAUGGCUGCCCUGGCUGCCAUGCGAGCUGCCGCCGCUGGUCUGGGCCACCCGCCCAGUCCCCGCGGCCCGGAGGAUGACCAUGACCGGGGACCGGCCGCUGAGGGCUCCCCAGGCUCGCCGGCCCCGCCUGCCCGCAGCAGGGAAGGGCCUCCCGAGGCUGUGGCCUCUGAUGAUGAUGACCCGAAGCCCAAAUGGGAGGAGGAGGAGCUUGAAGAAGACCUAGGAGAUGAAGAAGAGGAGGAGUAUGAGGAUGAGGAGGAGGAGGAAGAAGAGGAGGAGGAGGAAGAGGAAGGCCUGGGUCCCCCCGGUGUGGCCGGCCUGGGUUCCACGGCCCUGUUCCCCCGCAAGGCCCCGCCACCCCCUGCCCUCCGCGGUGAUGGCCUGCCCCGGGCGCUGGGCGGCCAGGAGCGGCCGGGCCCUGGCCCAGCCUCUGCUGCAGGGGCCACCCCCACGGCAUCGCAGCUGCAGCCGCCCGACCCUGGAGACUGGACUUACGAGGAGCAGUUCAAACAGCUCUACGAGCUAGAUGGAGACCCCAAGCGCAAGGAAUUCCUGGACGACCUGUUCAGCUUCAUGCAGAAACGAGGGACCCCCGUGAACCGCAUCCCCAUCAUGGCGAAACAGGUGCUCGACCUCUUCAUGCUGUAUGUGCUGGUGACCGAGAAGGGCGGCCUAGUGGAAGUCAUCAACCGGAAACUGUGGCGGGAGAUCACCAAGGGGCUCAAUCUGCCCACGUCCAUCACCAGUGCCGCCUUCACCCUGCGGACCCAGUACAUGAAGUACUUGUACCCCUAUGAGUGUGAGAAGCGAGGCCUUAGCAACCCCAGCGAGCUGCAGGCCGCCAUCGACAGCAACCGGCGUGAGGGGCGGCGUCACAGCUUUGGGGGGUCCCUCUUCACCUACUCGCCCAAGCUGCCCGUGUCCUCCCUGGGCCUGGCCACCAGCACCAACGGUAGCUCCAUGACCCCCGCGGCCCCCAAGAUCAAGAAAGAGGAGGACUCGCCCAUUCCCAUUCCCGUGCCCGGCCGCCUGCCUGUCUCCCUGGCAGGUCACCCGGUGGUGGCGGCCCAGGCGGCAGCUGUGCAGGCAGCGGCGGCCCAGGCAGCCGUGGCGGCCCAGGCGGCAGCCCUGGAGCAGCUGCGGGAGAAGCUGGAGUGCGGGGAGCCGCCUGAGAAGAAGAUGGCGCUGGUAGUGGAUGGGCAGCAGCAGCGGCUCAUGCAGCGCGCUCUGCAGCAGAACUUCCUGGCCAUGACGGCACAGCUGCCCAUGAGCAUCCGCAUCAGCAGCCAAGCCUCUGACAGUCGCCAGGACCCCGCCGCAACCCUCAGCGGCUCCAACGGCAGCAACAGCAUCAGCAUGUCAGUGGAGAUCAAUGGCAUCAUGUACACAGGGGUGCUAUUUGCUCAGCCACCAGCCCCGAUGGCACCGUCAGCUCCUGGCAAAGGCGGCGGUGGCACCAGUGGCAGCAGUGGUGGCGGUGGUGGUGGCCGCGGAGCAGCCGGUGGUGGCAGUAGCAGCAGCAGCAGCAGCAGCAGCAGCGGGGGCGUGGGUGGCCAGGUCGGGCCAGCGCCCCCAACUUCUACCUCAAGCAACUCGGUGCCUUAAUGCUCUCCCCACUGGAGAGCCGGGCUGGGGAGACAGCCAACCCAGGGAGGACCACAGCUGACGCCAAAAAAAAAAAAAAAAAAGAAAAAGAAAAAACGGAAAGACAUAUAUCCUAUAUAGAUGCAGAGUUUAAUAAAUGGGGACCUCGCAUCUCUCAGGGUCCGGGGGCGCCGCCUGGGCCACCUCCUCCGCACCCCACGCCGGAGGCAGCCCCCUGAGCCACGACGACCGAAUUUUUUCCUCUUGUUCUUUGGGAAUUUCUUUUUUUGUUUGUUUGUUUUGUUUUGAAAUAGCGACAGACUGCGGGUUCUAGGAGGGUGCGGGUUUCCUGUGUAAAUACGCUGUGUUCUGGGUGCAGCCUUAGCAAGCGGGCACCUGUGUCUUGGUGUCUGCGUGUCGUGGUCCUGCGGUGACCCGGGCCUCCCACGUGCGGUGCGCGGCAGGUACAGGGGCGGGCCAGUCGACUCAGGGAUGAAUGCCCGCUCGGGGCCAGCUCAGGGUGAGGAUGUGGCCUCGUGGGCGUGCCCCCUACCCACCCCUUCCUGCAUCCCACCCCCACCCCCCAACCUCCAUCUCAGGGCAUCUGUCAGUCCCCUUCUCCCCUGCUUCUGGAAGGUUCUCCCCACCGCAGCACAAUCAUUUUGGGAGUUGAGGCGGGGGUGGUUCUCUGGUCUCCUGCGCAGCUGCCCCGCCCCGCAUCCACUGCCCCUGUCCGUCUACCUCAGGUGUAAGCAGGACAUGAGAGGCUGCAGCCAGGUGGCACCUCCACAGGCGUGCGUGUACGGGGUGCACGCCGGCCGGACGUCCCGUGUCUCCAGCGUGUGUGUGAGUCCUUGGGCACAUGUGCUGGUGUGUGCCUUGCAUGUCUCUGGCAUGUGUCUUGCACGCCAGCACAUGUGUGUCCCUGGGUGUGCGUGUGUGUCUGCCCCCAGCACACGUGUGUCUCAUAUCCCUAGGCGUGCCUGUGUCCUGUGUUAGGGACUGGUGGUAAGCUGUGUGCUGCAUUUGGUCCAGCCUCCCCUGGCAAGCUGGGGUGUUGACCAGGACUGACCGGACUCUAUAACUCAGGGGACUGGCUUGCUGUGAACUGUGGGGCCAUGGGGGGGACGAGCAGCGGCACGGCUGGGGGUGGGCCGCAGGUCUGGACCUGCCUCCACUGGUGUGCACCCGCUCAGGGCCUCCCCCCACUGCCCAGUCCUGGCCACCUGCUGCCCCUGAGGGCCCCAGUGUCUUUGUGGGGUGUUACUCAGCACCCCUUAUGCAAGCGGGGCUGUGGAGGGGACCAGUGCCUUGGCCACGAGGACUCUGGGCAGUGACCGUAGAGCACCUCCCAUCCCCCAAAAACAAAAACUCAGGGCGAAGAGGGGGUCCUGUCGGAGACCCCCUGCCCCGGACUGCUUCUAGAAUCUUCCUUGACCUCGGGGAGGGGCCGGGGCAGGUGCAGGGUUAGUUCCUGAGACGCACGCAUCUGUAUGGCAGCCAGAUGUUUCCUCCUGUCAUUUCUGUUCAUAUUGUGACCCUCCCCGCCACCCCCCCAAUUUUGCUUUAGCUUUUAUUUUUUUUCUUCUUCCUCUCGGCACACACAAAUUCAGCCUUUCAUUGUCAAUUCCUAUAAGAUUUCAUCUCCUCCGGGGUCUUUGUCAGGUGGCGUGGCGACCACGCCUGAACUCAGGUAAAAGGAAAGAAAAAAAAAAAAAACUUAAAAAAAAAAAUGGUAACUGCUCUACCUCUGGCUGGGCCCAGCCCGUCCCGCGCCGGCAAUUCAGCCCGGCCGAACAUUCUGGUAUUAAAGGAAAAAAAAAAAACAAAACAAAACAAAAAAAAAGACAAAAAGACCAAAAAAAAAAAAAAAGGUGUGAUUUUGAAAUUUAAAAGAACACUGAAAGUUUACAUUUUAUAAUAACAUUAUUAUGCAGAUUGUAUUUAAGCUUCAGAAAUAUUUAAGACAAUUGUAACCCUGUAAAGCUGAUAUUAAAACAAGACAAACACUUCUGACUUUUAACAAAACACA
This is a messenger RNA of Ochotona curzoniae (black-lipped pika), 3842 nucleotides long. It is a transcript of the gene ARID3A, whose product is annotated as AT-rich interaction domain 3A. Lineage: Eukaryota; Metazoa; Chordata; Mammalia; Lagomorpha; Ochotonidae. The transcript has 8 exons. The record is from RefSeq and is a predicted model, not a curated record. Gene Ontology annotation, biological process: regulation of transcription by RNA polymerase II. Gene Ontology annotation, cellular component: nucleus. Gene Ontology annotation, molecular function: DNA binding. Bases 35 to 1831 code for a protein of 598 amino acids.